CUCUCUAACGUUAUUUAUCACUCUCCCCAUUCAAUUUUUAGAUCUCUCUCUCUCUCUCUCUCUCUCUCUCAGAGAACGAAAUUUAUUCUUUUGGAGGGUUCGCUUUUUCAGCGAUCUAUCUCCUUGAUUGCGAUAAACCGCUCCGCAAUCACAUUUCCCGAAACCGUUUGUUGCGGCGGUCCACGUGAUUUGCAGGCCGGGAGCUCUGAUUUUGCUCCGCCAUGGCGGCCGCCAACGCUCCGAUCACUAUGAAGGAGGCUCUCACGUUAUCGAGCAUAGGGGUUAAUCCACAGUUUAUCACAUUUACAAAUGUCACUAUGGAAUCGGACAAGUUCAUCUGUGUCAGGGAGACUGCCCCUCAAAGUAGUGUCGUGAUCAUUGAUAUGAACGCCCCAAUGCAGCCUAUGAGACGACCUGUUACAGCAGAUUCAGCUCUUAUGAAUCCUGCAUCCAGAAUAUUGGCUUUGAAAGCCCAAGUUUCAGGAACUACUCAAGAUCAUUUACAAAUAUUCAAUAUUGAUGCAAAACAAAAAAUUAAAUCAUACCAGAUGCCUGAACAGGUUGUUUUCUGGAAGUGGAUUACACCAAAGCUGCUAGGUCUAGUCACACAAACCUCUGUUUAUCAUUGGCCAAUUGAAGGUGAUUCUGAGCCAGUAAAGAUGUUUGAUAGAACGGCAAAUUUGACAAACAACCAGAUAAUCAAUUAUCGAUGUGAUCCUACAGAGAAAUGGUUGGUUUUGAUUGGGAUUGCUCCAGGUUCACCAGAGAGGCCUCAACUUGUUAAAGGGAACAUGCAACUAUUUUCAGUGGAUCAGCAGUGCAGUCAAGCUCUUGAAUCCCAUGCUGCGGCAUUUGCCACUUUUAGAGUGAUAGUAAAUGACAAGGACUCUAUUCUGAUUGCUUUUGCAACAAAAAGCUCAAAUGCUGGUCAGAUCACAUCAAAAUUGCAUGUCAUUGAGCUAGGAGCCCAACCAGGAAAACCGUCCUUUACAAAGAAACAGGCAGAUCUUUUCUUUCCUCCUGACUUUGCUGAUGAUUUCCCAGUUGCGAUGCAGAUAUCACAUAAAUACAGUUUAAUUUAUGUAAUUACGAAGCUUGGACUUCUAUUUGUCUAUGACCUUGAAACGGCUACUGCAGUAUACAGAAAUAGGAUCAGUCCAGACCCUAUUUUUUUGACGGCAGAAGCUUCAUCUGUGGGGGGUUUCUAUGCUAUCAAUAGGCGAGGCCAGGUGUUGCUUGCCACAGUGAAUGAAGCAACACUUGUGCCCUUUGUUAGUGGCCAAUUGAAUAAUCUGGAACUUGCUGUCAAUCUUGCCAAGAGAGGAAACCUUCCUGGUGCUGAGAAUCUGGUGGUAAAGCGUUUCCAGGAGUUAUUUGCCCAGGCUAAGUAUAAAGAGGCAGCCGAGCUUGCUGCAGAGUCUCCCCAAGGCAUCCUUCGCACUUCUGAUACUGUUGCCAAGUUCCAGAGUGUUCCCUUUCAAGCAGGACAAACACCGCCAUUGCUUCAGUACUUUGGGACACUUUUAACUAGAGGAAAACUUAAUGCAUUUGAGUCAUUGGAACUUUCACGCCUUGUUGUGAACCAAAAUAAAAAGAACCUCCUGGAGAACUGGUUGGCAGAGGAUAAGCUGGAGUGCAGCGAGGAACUUGGGGACUUAGUAAAGACUGUGGAUAGUGCCCUGGCAUUGAAGAUAUACAUCAAAGCGAGGGCAACUCCAAAAGUUGUUGCAGCAUUUGCUGAACGCAGGGAAUUUGACAAGAUUUUGAUAUACUCCAAGCAGGUUGGAUAUACACCUGACUAUCUUUUCCUCCUGCAAACAAUUCUCCGAUCUGAUCCUCAGGGAGCUGUAAAUUUUUCCCUUAUGAUGUCCCAAAUGGAAGGGGGCUGUCCUGUUGAUUACAACACAAUAACUGAUCUGUUUCUUCAGAGGAACAUGAUUCGUGAGGCUACGGAAUUUUUACUGGAUGUUCUGAAACCAAACCUUCCAGAGCAUGGUUAUCUGCAAACAAAGGUGUUAGAGAUAAAUCUUGUCACUUUCCCAAAUGUGGCGGCUGCAAUUUUAGCAAACGGAAUGUUUAGCCACUAUGAUCGUCCACGAAUUGCUCAACUUUGUGAAAAAGCCGGCCUUUAUGUGCAAGCUCUCCAGCACUACAAUGAACUCCCCGAUAUUAAGCGCGUCAUUGUGAAUACACAUGCAAUUGAGCCUCAGUCUCUGGUCGAAUUUUUUGGUACACUAUCACGUGAGUGGGCGUUGGAGUGCAUGAAGGAUCUUUUACUGAUUAAUCUUAAGGGAAACCUUCAGAUUAUUGUUCAGGUUGCAAAAGAAUACUGUGAACAGUUGGGUCUUGAUGCAUGCAUAAAACUUUUUGAGCAAUUCAAGUCAUUUGAUGGAUUGUAUUUCUUCCUAGGAUCAUACUUGAGUUUAAGUGAGGAUCGUGAAAUUCACUUCAAGUACAUUGAGGCGGCUGCUAAGACGGGACAAAUCAAGGAGGUUGAACGUGUUACAAGAGAGUCCACUUUCUAUGACCCCGAAAAAACAAAGAACUUUUUGAUGGAAGCCAAACUUCCUGAUGCCCGACCUCUGAUUAAUGUAUGUGACCGCUUUGGUUUUGUUCCAGACCUCACUCACUAUCUAUACACAAAUAACAUGCUAAGGUACAUUGAAGGUUACGUCCAAAAGGUUAAUCCCGGAAAUGCUCCAUUAGUUGUUGGACAGCUUCUGGAUGAUGAGUGCCCUGAAGAUUUCAUCAAGGGUUUGAUCCUAUCUGUACGAUCUCUGCUUCCAGUUGAGCCCUUGGUUGAAGAAUGUGAGAAAAGGAAUCGUCUUCGGCUGCUUACUCAAUUUUUGGAGCAUCUAGUGAGUGAAGGGAGCCAAGAUGUGCAUGUUCACAAUGCACUGGGUAAAAUCAUAAUUGACAGCAACAACAACCCAGAGCACUUCCUUACAACCAACCCAUAUUACGAUUCACGUGUUGUGGGUAAAUAUUGUGAGAAGCGUGAUCCCACUCUUGCUGUUGUUGCAUACCGGAGAGGGCAGUGUGAUGAUGAGCUUAUUAAUGUAACUAGCAAAAACUCAUUGUUCAAGCUUCAGGCCAGGUAUGUAGUGGAAAGGAUGGAUGGUGAUCUUUGGGAGAAGGUUCUGAACUCUGAAAAUGAAUUCAGAAGGCUGCUUAUCGAUCAAGUCGUAUCGACUGCUCUUCCUGAAAGUAAGAGCCCAGAACAAGUGUCUGCAGCAGUCAAAGCAUUCAUGACUGCUGAUCUUCCACACGAGUUAAUUGAGCUUCUUGAAAAGAUAGUUCUCCAAAACUCUUCUUUCAGCGGGAACUUCAAUUUGCAGAACUUGCUUAUCUUGACUGCCAUUAAAGCAGACUCUUCUAGGGUUAUGGACUACAUAAACAGACUUGAUAACUUUGAUGGACCUGCAGUUGGUGAAGUGGCUGUUGAGGCCCAACUGUAUGAAGAAGCUUUUGCAAUUUUCAAAAAGUUCAACUUGAAUGUCCAGGCUGUGGGAGUUCUUCUAGAUAAUGUUAGGGACAUUAACCGGGCUGUGGAGUUUGCUUUCCGUGUUGAAGAAGAUGCAGUGUGGAGUCAGGUUGCCAUUGCUCAGCUUAGAGAGGGAUUAAUUAGUGAUGCUAUUGAGUCAUUCAUUCGUGCAGAGGACGCCACCCACUUCUUGGAAGUUAUCCGUGCUGCUCAGGACGCGGAUGUUUAUAAUGACUUGGUGAAGUAUCUGUUGAUGGUAAGGCAGAGAACAAAGGAACCCAAGGUUGACAGUGAACUUAUCUGUGCAUAUGCCAAAAUUGAUCGGCUGGGUGAGAUAGAGGAAUUUAUUCUCAUGCCGAAUGUUGCUAAUCUGCCCAAUGUUGGUGAUCGUUUGUUUGAAGAAGGUUUAUAUGAAGCUGCAAAGAUAAUUUUUGCCUUUAUUUCUAAUUGGGGAAAACUGGCAAGCACGCUUGUAAGGUUGAAGCAGUUCCAAGGUGCCGUUGAUGCUGCUCGCAAGGCAAAUAGUGCAAAGACGUGGAAAGAUGUCUGCUUUGCUUGUGUCGAUGCUGAGGAGUUCCGAUUGGCUCAGAUUUGUGGGCUUAACAUUAUUGUGCAGGUGGAUGACCUAGAAGAAGUGAGUGAGUACUAUCAAAACCGAGGAUGCUUCAAUGAAUUAAUAUCUCUUAUGGAGAGCGGGCUAGGAUUGGAGCGUGCACAUAUGGGUAUCUUCACCGAGCUUGGUGUAUUGUAUGCCAGAUACCGACAUGAGAAGCUGAUGGAACACAUCAAAUUGUUCUCAAGCCGUCUAAACAUUCCUAAACUUAUCCGAGCAUGUGAUGAGCAGCAACAUUGGAAGGAGCUGACUUAUCUCUACAUCCAAUAUGAUGAAUUCGAUAAUGCUGCAACUACUGUCAUGAACCAUUCACCAGAUGCUUGGGAUCACAUGCAGUUCAAGGAUAUUGUCGUUAAAGUUUCCAAUGUUGAGCUCUAUUACAAGGCUGUUCACUUCUAUCUGCAAGAACAUCCUGACCUGAUUAAUGAUCUUCUAAAUGUCCUCGCCCUAAAGGUGGACCACACACGUGUGGUAGACAUUCUUAGAAAGGCCGGCCACUUGCGUCUGGUGAAGCCAUAUAUGGUUGCUGUUCAGAGCAACAACGUUUCCGCUGUUAACGAGGCCCUUAAUGAGAUAUAUGUUGAGGAAGAGGACUAUGAUAGACUACGAGAAUCUAUUGAAUUACAUGACAGCUUUGAUCAAAUCGGCCUUGCACAGAAGAUUGAGAAACAUGAGCUUCUUGAGAUGAGGCGUGUUGCUGCUUCUAUUUACAAGAAGGCAGGUCGGUGGAAGCAAUCCAUUGCUCUUUCCAAGAAAGAUAAUCUAUACAAAGAUGCCAUGGAGACGGCCUCACAAUCUGGGGAUCGUGAACUUGCUGAGGAGUUGCUUGUUUAUUUCAUUGAUCAGGGAAAGAAAGAGUGCUUUGCCUCAUGCCUCUUUGUAUGUUAUGAUUUGAUCCGCCCAGAUGUUGCUCUUGAGCUCGCCUGGAUCAAUAAAAUGAUAGACUUUGCCUUCCCUUACCUGUUACAGUUCAUUCGUGAGUAUACAGGCAAAGUUGAUGAACUAAUCAAAGACAAAAUCGAGGCACAAAAUGAAGCAAAGGCAAAGCAAAAUGAAGAAAAUGAUAUUAUGAAACAACAGAAUAUGUACGCUCAGCUGCUCCCGCUUGCUUUACCCGCGCCACCAAUGCCAGGAAUGAGUGGGGCUUAUGGUGGACAGCCACCACCCAUGGGGGGUAGUGUGGGGAUGCCACCACCAUUUGGCAUGCCACCCAUGGCUCCAUACUAACCUGCAGGCAUAUACACUCUACACGAUUGUUUACCAAAAUAUGAUUAUGAGGACAGAGUCGGAAGCCAAAUAUUCAGGUCCUUUUUUCCUUCAAUUUUUUCCUAGAUUUACUUGCUCAAUUUCCUGCAUUGUAUUAAUGGGAGACUACUUUAGAAAUAAUCUCUGGCUUGUGCUAUAGGGUUGUGUUGAUAUAUAUAAUGCAUUUUGUAAUAUUCGUUUAGAAGAGGCAAUUUUUUUGCAGUUAGGGGACAAGCUGAGGAUGUGAUUGUCUUUUUGCUUGCCUGAUUAUUAGCCCAACUUUGUACUUAAUUUUGUGGUUUGAGACAUUGAAAGCCUUUUUCUCUUUGUAUAUAUGAUUGAUGGUUGAUAUAUAUGUCCCAGUUUCUAAUUGCUCUU
Molecule: messenger RNA, 5720 nt
Organism: Cuscuta campestris
Lineage: Eukaryota; Viridiplantae; Streptophyta; Magnoliopsida; Solanales; Convolvulaceae
Source: the annotation of a GenBank genome assembly